Molecule: messenger RNA, 888 nt
Organism: Trichoplax adhaerens
Lineage: Eukaryota; Metazoa; Placozoa; Uniplacotomia; Trichoplacea; Trichoplacidae
Exons: 11
Coding region: 1-888 (295 amino acids)
Biological process (GO): protein dephosphorylation
Molecular function (GO): protein tyrosine phosphatase activity
Source: RefSeq, a predicted model, not a curated record
AUGAGCCGAGCUUUAGCAACGACUAUCGACCAUUCAUCCGAGGCUGCAUUAUCUAUCCAUCGGCUUAAACUGCUCAUGAAAGAUACAGAAGCAGUCAAUAUAUAUCGUAAUCUACCCUCACAUAAUAAGUGCUAUAUUUGCACAGAAGGACGAAAGGAGAAUAACCGAGAGAAAAAUAGAUACAAUGAUAUUCUACCAUAUGACGAAACAAGGGUAAAAUUAAAGUCACAAAGAUUAGAUUAUAUCAACGCUAGUUAUGUUGACAUGAAUAUUUCUAAGUCAGAAAUUAUCAAUAGAUAUAUUUGUGCUCAAGGUCCAUUAGCUAAUACUGCAGCAGAAUUUUGGCAGAUGAUCUGGGAACAAAAAUGUUUAGACAUUGUAAUGUUAACCUCUUUGGUGGAAAAUGGAGUGAAUAAAUGCUACAAGUAUUGGCCAGAUGAAAACAAGCAAAUGCAAUUCAAAAACUUACAAGUUCACUACUGCUCUGAAACAGUUGAAGAACAUUAUUUUUUUAGAAACAUCAUAUUAACCGAUUCAAAGGAAACUAGAGUUAUUCAUCAUUUUCAAUACAAGAAAUGGCCUGAUCAUGGAGUUCCAGAUGAUGAUAAUGGAUUUUAUAAUUUCGUCAAGUUCGUCGGCAUGAGUCGCUAUACUCCCGCUUAUCCUACUCUUGUACAUUGCAGUGCUGGCGUUGGACGUACUGGUUGCUUUGUGGCUAUUGAAACAGCUUUAGAUAAACUUAGAUAUUCUGAAAAAGUAGACAUAAUAGCAAUCAUUAAAGAGAUGAGAGAUCAACGAGGAUUAUUAGUCCAGAAUCCAGUACAAUUUAGGUUUAUCUGUAAAACCAUCAUUUCAGCAUUUGAAAGUAAUGGUAAAUCCGUAAAAUAA